This is a messenger RNA of Linum tenue, 1144 nucleotides long. NCBI's taxonomy places the organism in Eukaryota, Viridiplantae, Streptophyta, Magnoliopsida, Malpighiales, Linaceae. The record is from the annotation of a GenBank genome assembly.
AUCCCAAUUCUCUGCCUUCGGCCUUCAAUCUAGGGUUUCUUUCGAUUAGAAAAUAAAAUAAAAAAAUCCAAUCCAGCGUUCUUCUUCUCUCCUUUCCUAGUUGCGAUCCUCUUUGCUGCGAAAGAUGAACCAAAAGCCGACCCAGUCGAGUUUUGAUUCCGACGGCGAGCAGACGGUCAGCUCUGAGCGGGCGAUUCCUCUCUCGAACACUUCCGCAGAUGAAACACCUGGUUUCGGAUCUGACGCAAAGAGGCAGAAGGUCGAAGAAGAAGACGAGAAAGUCAAGGGUGGCGACGGCGACGUGUCCGUGGAAGCCGAAGAUGAUGGCACUGACGAGAUCGAGGAUGAAGAUGAUGAUUUCGUGGAGGUCAAUCAGUAUUCUCCGAAGGUGAUGACGUGGAACAGAUGUUCGGAAGAUGAUGAAGGCUACCAACGAUACGUCAAGAAAAUCGUUGAUAGCCAGGGUUUUGAUUUGGACGAAGACCCUCGACAGGAGUACCUUUUCCCUGGUUUCGGAGUGUGUAAGGUCUACUUUGAAGAUCCUCAGCACGCCCAUCACAAGGAAUAUGUUCGCAAGUGCAUCACCGAAGCGAUUAAGCAACAGUCUGAACCUGUCUGUUGAUUGCUUAAUUUCCUUUUCCCGAGCUUCCAUUAUAAUUUUUUUCGUAUGCUAUCAUAACACAGCUCUCUACUCAUCUCUAUGUUGCAGCUGACGUACGUUGAUACCUUGAGUGCGAAUUACGCAGUAAAUGUUGGUUACAUCUAUUUCAUUACAUUUCGAGCCACGCAGAAUUCGACAUCUUCGGAGCUCAAAACCUUCCAAACCGAGGUUUCACAUGACAUUUGGGGUGAGAUGAAGGUAGAAAUAUUCCGGGAGAAACCCCAGUGAUCGAAUGUAGCUUAUCAAGACCUUUCUAGGGUAAUGUGUUAACCAUGUAAUCAACUCCUGGAUUUUGUGUUUUAUGACACUUCCGAUCCUACUCAUGUGGUUCUAAUCAUGAUGCUUGUGCAUUGAAAUUUUGUUUGCUUCGUUCAGCGAUGUUAAGUUAUUGAACAUAGAGGUAACAGUUAAUAUCUUUGUAUGGUUGGUGCGUUACUCAGUUACUGUCGGAGCAAAUGAAUAUGCAGAAUAAUUUUUUGAUGU